Amoebophrya sp. A25 is the source of this 3005-nucleotide messenger RNA. Lineage: Eukaryota; Dinophyceae; Syndiniales; Amoebophryaceae. The record is from the annotation of a GenBank genome assembly.
AGCAGGUUGUGGGUUUUUUUGUUUAAGGUUGCCUUACUUAGUGCUAGUUGAUGAAGCAAGUUGAUAAGGAAGCGCUCCAGGUCUUAUCCGAAGGCCCUCAGUAGUUCAGACUCUCAAAAGAAUAAACUAAGAAGGCGAGCUGCUCGCCUUCUUAUAUAUUUUAUUCUUUUGUUCGGAACAGAUCUCGAGUCUUUGUCUUAGCCGUUCCUUAGGUGUGCUUGUGAUAAGUAGGCCGAAGCUGUUGCUUAAAGGUAGCGCUUGAGUAAGUUUGUUGUCACUUCUUUCCUCAGUUCCGUGCCGCUGUUCGUUUAGUCAAAACCUGCGUGAGUGAGCAUCGUGACGAAAGCGAGACACUCUGACGCCGCGCGGCAGUCUGCACUGAAACCUGUGCGAGAUCAUUAGUUGUAUUAUAUUGCACGAGAAAUAAAUAGGUCCAGCAUGAUGAUGGAUCUUCACCGACACAGACACAGUUCCUCGACCCUGUAAUUUUUUAAUCCCACGAUGUCGGAUCAGAAACGAGAUCAACAUGACGAGAUGGUCGAUACAAAACAUAGAGAGACGCGCACGCGCAAGCACUCUAGAAUAGAAAUCUCCCCAACUCCACGUCGAAAAUCAUGAUCCCACCCAAAACCAGAAAAGGGUCGAACGAGCUGUGGGUCAAUUCUGGGUGAUCCCCAAAUGAAAAAUAGCUUUGCUGUAAAAACUUGGAAUCGAUUUUUUCUACGUCGAAAUCGCUAAUAGAGGAGGUGCUGGCUGCACAAGAUUAUUAAAAAAGCAAAGAUUUGCAGGAGUAAAUAAAUAGGUCUAUAUAUGAUACGUUGCAGCAUUGUCGUCUGGAGAACAAGCUGUAAAAAUAUUUCAUUGUGAAGAUAAUUCAGUUAUUGCUACCGGUCCUUCAUUUCGCUUUCUUUGUUCUUGUGCCUUUACGAGAUCUCCAAAAGAAAAUAAUAACAUCAUGGUGACCAUCAUGGACUCGUUCGAUUUCGCCUUGCGGCGGAUGCAGGCUCAAGUGGUCGGCGACGGGGUGGAUAUCAACAUGACUGAAUUACCGUAUUCGGCUUCGCCGUUUCCGACCUCAUCGUCGAGUAGUGGCUUGCAAGUAGCCGUUUAUUUCCGAGGUGACCGUAAAGCUGCGGGAAAAGCAAGUGGAAAAGCAUCGUUUGGUACUUCACUAAGUACAACUUAGAAGAUUCUUUAUUCUCUGAUGAUCAUGUUGAUGUAGUUGACCACGUAAUCCUAAUCCUCAGAGGGUGAGUAAUCUUUGAAUCUUCUAUUCGUCCAUUCAUCAAGUGGACGACGCAAAUCGUGUAACCGAUUUCCCGGCACCUCUCGCUUUCUCUACUCCUCAACAGACAAUUCCGCCACUUGCCCACGUCGCUGUUUGCUUUGCGAAGCAGGAGAAGCCGAGCUUUUUGCCACAGGUGCGCUCAAGUCCUUGCUCAACGAAGCCUCUCUUUACCUCUACACAACCCCUGUCUCUGUCCUCGCUGCUUCCGGUCUAUUGCGGGACCUGUUCUUGGGCCUCCGUCCAGAUGGAAAAUUGCGGAUAGAGACGAGUGGCGACGCAUCAAGAGAAGAGCUGUGGAGCUUAGAGACUGAGGCUUUGUUUGCUGGGUUUGUGACAGAGUCGUGGGCUAACGUAACAAGACAUACUGGCGAGGGCGUCACGCAUCUCACACUCCGUAGACCAAAUGAAGUCGCAGCGAAGCCUUUGAAAGACUGCUUUAGUGGAACGUCAACUAAACAAGCGACAAGUAGCACGUCAUCAGGCCCAGCAGGGCAAGCAGCGUCUUCAUCUUCUUCAUCUGCAGCGGCACCAGAAACUUCAACGACUACUGCUGUAGGACAAGCGACUUUCAACAAGACCUUCAUCUGCAAAAGAACGCCAAAUUUAGAGGAGCUUUUGCGAUGGAGAGGCUCAGAGGUACGAAAGUUUUUACGACAACAAGCAAAGAAGGAAAAGAAAGUCUGCGCACCACCAAAGACAGGAGAUACGAAGAAAGCCUGCAAAAAUUGCUCCUGUGGACGAGCAGAUCUAGAGAAAAAACACGGAACAGAAAAAGCAAAUGAAAUGCUUAAGAGUGGACAGGUAAAACGACAUGAUGCAUGUAUUCGAAAACUCAAAAUAACUGAGUUGUUGAAUGAAAUAAGGGAGGUAGCUUAACAUCAAGGCUGCUCUUCCUUCUCAUCAGUAUCUCGGUUAUUCUCGUCUGUUACUCGUCGCUUAUUUCAGUUUUUCGAAUGCUUGUUGAUGACUGUGAUAUUAAUAUAUAAUUGUGAUCAUCAUUGAUUGUCCACCCUUGUUUCAAAUUAUCAGAACACUCUUCUUCCUCAAAUCUUUUUCGUUCUACCUCGGCGUAUUGACUCACACCCUUUCAUCCACCAAAACUCAAAAAAAAGGUCGAGUCCAAGUGCGGUAACUGUUACCUUGGUGACGAUUAUCGGUGUGAGGGAUGUCCCUUCCGCGGCAUGCCUGCCUUUGAUCAGGGAGACAAGCUCACUUUGAAGGAUACUUCGCAGAAGGAAACUGACCUCUUAAUGAAAGCGACUACAGCACAAGUUGAUGGAGCCAUCAACUUCGGAGCUACUGAUUUGUGACCAAGUAACUUGUUACAAGUUGAAGCUUCAUCAUAAUUCGAAGGAACAAGAAAUCGUCGAUAACGAUGAGUUCUUCUUCCUGUGGGACUCGUUUUGAUAAUUGUGGGAGCAUCCUGUUUAUUGGCGGGAUGUUCUUGCUAUAUUAUUAAUAUACCUCUCAUCUUCCACCCACCACUCGUCCCGAAUUUUUUUACCUUGCACUCGUCCCGAAUUAUUUCACCUUGUUCUUGUCUACUCUCCACUAAUAAAUGGCCACUUCUUAUUGUUCUUGAACAUGAACAUGAGGAUGAGCUUGAAAAGACAUGACAUCACAUAACGUUUAAUGACCAGUGAUUGACAUCCGGCUCCACGACGGAAAUUAUUCCGAAAGGAGAAAUAGAAAGCUGCAUCUUCUCUCUAUAUGGACC